Pseudonaja textilis is the source of this 1086-nucleotide messenger RNA. RefSeq names its product vomeronasal type-2 receptor 26-like. Gene Ontology annotation, biological process: G protein-coupled receptor signaling pathway. NCBI's taxonomy places the organism in Eukaryota, Metazoa, Chordata, Lepidosauria, Squamata, Elapidae. Gene Ontology annotation, cellular component: plasma membrane. Gene Ontology annotation, molecular function: G protein-coupled receptor activity. The record is from RefSeq and is a predicted model, not a curated record.
CUUGGCUAUGGAUCAUCUCCUAUGAUUAAUGACCCAUCCCAACAAGCCUUCUUUCAAUGGAUGCUCCCUAAUAGAAACCAACAAUAUAAGGGGAUGCUUCAACUGCUUUUGCUUUUCAGAUGGACCUGGAUUGGUGUCAUUUUUAUACAGGAUGACAAUGGCCUCAGGUUUAUACAGAAAGAACUUCCCACGUUUUCUCAAAGUGGUAUCUGCUUUGAUUUUAUAGAACCAUUCCCAACUGUGUAUUUCAAAAGUGGCAUUCAUGAAAUGAUGGAAUCAUGGGUCAAACUGUAUGUCUACAUAAGUGAUAGCUUUGCCAGUGUUGUGGUUUUACAUGGUGAAAUUCACACUACAAUAUUUCUGAGAAUGUUUCCCAGAAUUUUGGAAGUUGAAGACAAAGAAAUGAAGACAGGGAAAGUAUGGAUCAUGAUGGCACAGAUAGAAUUCACUUCUGUUCCUUUUCAACAAUCCUGGGAUAUAGAUAUCCUUCAUGGUUCCUUAGCCUUUGCAAUCCAGUCAAAGGAGGUGGUAGGUUUUCAACAUUUUCUUCAGAUGAGAAAUCCUAAUGUGGAAACCAGAGAUGGGUUUAUUAAGGACUUUUGGAGACAGGCAUUUGAUUGUUCCUUCCCAAUUUCCUUGGAAGAGGAAAAUGUUUGGAAUCUCUGCAGUGGGGAGGAGAAGCUGGGGACCCUUCCUAGGUCUGUCUUUGACAUGAGCAUAACUCCUCAUAGCUAUAGCAUCUACAAUGCAAUUUAUGCUGUGGCCCAUGCAUUAAAAUCCAUGAGCUCAUCAAUGCUCAAACACAGAACUAUAUCAGAGGAAGGACAGAAGAAUGUUCUGAAUUCAUUACUUUGGCAGUUGCACCCUUAUCUCAGAAAAGUCUCAUUUAACAAUAGUGUUGGGAAGAUGAUUUCUUUUGAUCAAAAUGGGAACCUGGAAGCAGGAUUUGAUAUUAUCAAUUGGAUCACAUUCCCAAACUUAACAUUGCUUCGAGUCAAAAUGGGAACAUUUGACCACAGAGCUCCCAAAGACAAUGCAUUCAGCCUUUUUGUUGAUGCCAUCAAAUGGCCAAAGAGAUUUAACCAG